Meriones unguiculatus (Mongolian gerbil) is the source of this 1614-nucleotide messenger RNA. RefSeq names its product programmed cell death 2 (gene Pdcd2). The record is from RefSeq and is a predicted model, not a curated record. NCBI's taxonomy places the organism in Eukaryota, Metazoa, Chordata, Mammalia, Rodentia, Muridae. The coding region runs from base 575 to 1180 and encodes 201 amino acids. Gene Ontology annotation, cellular component: cytoplasm; nucleus. The transcript is spliced from 6 exons.
CUGGUGGCCGGAAAACCCGGAUACAGCUGGGAGCGCAUGGCUGCGUCCCCAGCCGGCCUGGUGGAGCUGGGCUUCGCCGAGGAGGCACCCGCAUGGAGGCUGCGCAGCGAGCAGUUUCCCAGCAAGGUGGGCGGCCGGCCCGCGUGGCUGGGCCUGGCGGGGCUGCCGGGACCCCGGGCGCUGGCGUGCGCGCGCUGCGGCCGUCCGCUCGCCUUCCUGCUGCAGGUGUACGCCCCGCUGCCGGGCCGGGACGACGCCUUCCACCGCAGCCUCUUCCUCUUCUGCUGUCGGGAGCCGCCGUGCUGCGCCGGCCUGCGAGGUGAGCGGCCCGGGGGCAGGACCUAGGCUAAGAGGCGGCGAUGUUCGUGGGCUGCCGCGGGGAACCAAACCCCGGAAGCACGAUGGUCGGUUGGUGUGGAGGUAUUCAGUUUUUCGUAAUCAGCUACCAAGGAAAAAUGAGUUUUACUCUUAUGAGCCACCUUCUGAGACGGGAGCUUCGGAUACAGUGGACUGUGUGUGCCUCCAGCUUAAGUCUGGAGCCCACCUCUGCAGGGUCUGUGGUUGCCUGGGCCCCAUGACAUGCUCUCGCUGCAAACAGGCACAUUACUGCAGUAAGGAGCACCAGACGUUAGACUGGCGGCUGGGCCACAAGCAGGCCUGUACACAGUUGGACCAUUUAGACCAUACAGUUCCAGACCACAACUUCCUGUUUCCAGAAUUUGAAAUUGUAACAGAAACAGAAGAUGAGAUUUUGCCUGAGGCUGUGGAAAUGGAAGAUUAUUCUGACAUUGUAGGAAGCAUGGGGGGAACACCUGAGGAAGAACUAGAUUCCAUGGCAAAGCAUGAAUCCAAGGAAGAUCACAUUUUCCAAAAAUUUAAAUCCAAAAUAGCCCAGGAACCUGAGCAGAUUCUCAGGUAUGGAAGAGGUAUUCAACCCAUUUGGAUUUCUGGUGAAAAUAUCCCUCAAGAAAAAGAUAUUCCAGAUUGCCCUUGUGGUGCCAAGAGGAUAUUUGAAUUCCAAGUCAUGCCCCAGCUGCUGAACCACCUCAAGGCAGACAGACUGGGCACAAGUGUGGACUGGGGCAUCUUGGCUAUCUUCACCUGUGCUGAGAGCUGUAGCCUGGGCACUGGCUACACAGAGGAGUUUAUGUGGAAACAGGAUGUGGCCGAUACACCCUGAUAAGGAUUAAAUGCUUUAGAAUGUUCCUUACGAGCCAGGUGUGGUGGUACAAGCCUGUAAUCCCAGCAGAGGCAGGCGGAUCUCUGCGAGUCUGAGGCCAGCCUGGUCUACAAAGUGACAGCCAAGGCCAUGCCUUAGUGCCUCACAGUUUCACCUCUAGGACUUUUACCCUAAGAAAGCAGUUACCAAAGGCAGAAGUAUGAAGACACCGCUUGGUACACUAUUCACAAAGUCUGUGUUACUAAACGAAGUACCCAGUGUCAGGGGAUUAAAUUUUAGGCAUACCCACAACGGAGGGCAACAGUGUUAAUGCUGAAGACAUGCAUGGACACCAGGAGAUCACUGAUGAUGUUCAUGGUGUGUUGUUCAUUGUAUUGAAAUAGGUGUGUACACAUUAGAAAUAAAUAUGCUGGAUUGUUCAGCUGUUAUUAUUA